UAAAAGCUUUCCAUACUUUUGUGUGCAUAAAACGUGACAAAAGUAAUGCAAAUUGGGUGAGCCCACAGAAUUCCACUUCCACGAUAUUGAAAGUCUCCAAAAGACCUCGAAAAGAUGACGAAUAAUGAAGAGUUUGACCUUGACUGCCAAGAGCUUGAAAGACUGUUGACACUGACGACAAGGGACUCUGUCAGGAACAUACUAUCUCAACAGAUCCAGACCUUAAAAGAACCGGUCAAGAGAUCAAGAGGAACUUAGAGGGCCAGACGAGAAGGGGGAUACCCAGGCUACGCCGGGGGUAGACCAGAAGGGAGAUACCCAGGCUACUUCGGGGGCAGACGAGAAGGGGGAUACCCAAGUUACGCCUGGGGCAGUAUCCAGCAGCGAUGAACCUCCUGGUCCUGCACCGAAGGCCGUCGCUCCAGACAUCGUACCAAAACCACAGAAGAUCUUGGUCUCCAAACUUCCUACCAAGACCAUUACUUCGUACGGCUGGGAUCAGUCCCCCAAGUUUGUGAAGGUGUAUGUGACACUGAAUGGUGUUCAGUCGCUUGCCAAAGAAGAUAUCACAGUUGAAUAUACAUCAAGUUCGAUGAGCCUGAAAGUAAGGAAAUCAGAGGUCCUACACCAACUCAUUAUCAACAGCCUCCUGCAUCAGAUCAUACCGGACAAGAGCCAUCACAAGGUAAAGACGGAUAACCUGGUGAUUUUAAUGAAGAAGAGGGAGGAAAAGAAUUGGGACUAUCUAACACAGACUGAGAAGAAGGCUAAGCAGAAAGGAAAACCCGCUUCACCCAAGACGAACACCGGCGACCCAUCCGCAGGGAUCAUGGACCUCAUGCAGACGAUGUACGACGAUGGCGACGACGACAUGAAACGAUCGAUCGCUCAGGCGUGGACGCAAGCUCGUGAGAAGAAAGACACGAUGGAGCUACCAUGAUAGGCCUUGUUAAACAUGUAUGAUGUAGUCUUAAAGCACAGACCCUAAUUGAGACAGCACAGACUCUAAUUGAGAUGGUCAAGGGAGCAAAUAUUCAUCACGUCUUGAGCCAAGGCUAAAUUUAUUGGCCUCCGGCGGAUGUGUCAUCAGGAGCAGCCACAGCACAUGGCCUAUGGACUGUGGUGUUUAUAGUCUCACAUUUCAGACUGUGUGUUACAGUAUGGAUUAUAAUUGAUAAGGACAUGUGCCUGUAGACCUAUGGAUUUGCUUCAGAGCACCAGUCUCUACUGUACCCAUCCGGACAGUGUUUGUCUGAAAAGGCUUCAAUUCCGGCCUUUUUUUCCCUUUUUUUUCCCUUUUUUUUUUACUCAUCCAUUUCCAUAUUGGGACUGGACAGACACGCAUGCAGUAUGGAUUGGACAGCAUAGCAAUGGAACUAAACAGAACACUUCCAAGCGACACAUUUAUGUACAACGUAGCAGGAAGCAUUCGUUCCCCUAAGAGAAACAAACAAAACUUAUAAUUGAUUUUUUUAAUUAGUUUUUAACAUGAUCAAGGAGAGUUGUCCGUGAUCCAUGUGCUUAAUAACCAAAGUUUGUAGUUACCAUAGUUACCAUUGAAUAUGACCAUGAUACCAGAAUCCCAUAGGUUUUUUUUUUACCUCUUUCCCCUUUUUAGUAUGUUGUUUUUGUUGACAUCCUUGACCAAUGCAUAUAUUUCUAUAUAUUAUAUAUUUUCUUAUUUCUUAUAUAUCUGUAAUUUAGUUCUGUGAAUGAUUAUGACCAGAGAAUUUCUUCAUGUACAUUAUAUCCUUUUAAUAUGAUUUGGUUCUAUUUUCAUCACUUGCUACAGUUAUGAUCUCUCUGGUAGAAAAAGAUACACUUUAAUUGACAAGUUUGUCCUAAUCAAACCAGACAUGGGAUCUAGCCUGAAAUUUACUUUUUAAAUACAUUCCAAAAUGGACGUUGUUGAAUUUGUUUACAAUAUUCUCUUAGAAUGUAAGAAAAAUGUUCCUGAAAAUUGUAAGAACAAUAAUUAAUACCCCCUCCCCAAGAAUAAUAAUAUGGUGAUAUUGUUUUUUGCAAAGAUGACAGAUCCCCCGGCCCCCUCCUUUUCUUUUUUGCCUUGCAUGUCUGCCUUGCUUCAUGGUCAUGUGCCUGCAGAACGAACUGCAUCUGAAUAUUUUCAAACAUGUCACUAAAUAUGACUUAUUAAACCUGUGCUACAUUGUA
Strongylocentrotus purpuratus (purple sea urchin) is the source of this 2172-nucleotide messenger RNA. Its product is annotated as calcyclin-binding protein. Lineage: Eukaryota; Metazoa; Echinodermata; Echinoidea; Camarodonta; Strongylocentrotidae. Gene Ontology annotation, cellular component: nucleus. The record is from RefSeq and is a predicted model, not a curated record. Bases 593 to 940 code for a protein of 115 amino acids. The transcript has 6 exons.